Messenger RNA from Apodemus sylvaticus (European woodmouse), 2934 nucleotides. It is a transcript of the gene Rasgef1b, whose product is annotated as RasGEF domain family member 1B. Gene Ontology annotation, cellular component: plasma membrane. Lineage: Eukaryota; Metazoa; Chordata; Mammalia; Rodentia; Muridae. The coding region runs from base 154 to 1575 and encodes 473 amino acids. The record is from RefSeq and is a predicted model, not a curated record. Gene Ontology annotation, molecular function: guanyl-nucleotide exchange factor activity. Gene Ontology annotation, biological process: positive regulation of GTPase activity; Ras protein signal transduction. The transcript is spliced from 14 exons.
CGGCUGGAGUUUCAGUAUAAACAAGGACCCCGACUGGAUCGGCGGGUUUUCCUUUCUUCCGGCGUUCGACCCUUCCUGGUCCUGAGCUCGCCUUUGGGGGCGCUUCGGUUAGGCAGCCAGGAGGCGGAGGCUCGGAGCAGUGUGCGGGAAAGCAUGCCUCAAACACCUCCCUUCUCGGCGAUGUUUGACAGCAGCGGCUACAACCGAAACCUCUACCAGUCUGCAGAGGACGGCUGUGGUGGCUUGUACUACCAUGACAAUAACCUCCUGUCUGGGUCUCUGGAAGCACUUAUCCAGCACUUAGUACCCAACGUGGAUUACUAUCCUGAUAGGACGUACAUCUUCACCUUCCUGCUCAGCUCUCGACUGUUCAUGCACCCGUACGAACUCAUGGCCAAGGUGUGCCACUUGUGUGUCGAGCACCAGCGUCUGAGUGAAGCAGAUGGCGAUAAGAACCAGAUGAGAAAAAUUGCACCUAAAAUCCUUCAACUCUUGACAGAGUGGACGGAAACGUUUCCUUAUGACUUCCGGGAUGAGAGGGUGAUGAGGAACCUGAAGGACCUGGCACACAGGAUGGCCAGCGGCGAGGAGCAGACGUACCGGAAGAACGUCCAGCAGAUGAUGCAGUGUCUGAUCCGAAAACUUGCCGCCCUCAGCCAGUAUGAGGAAGUCCUGGCCAAACUCAGCUCCACAGCCACAGACCGACUCACAGUUCUGAAGACCAAGCCCCAGUCCAUACAGCGGGACAUCAUGACCGUCUGCAGCGACCCUUACACGUUGGCCCAGCAGCUGACUCACAUCGAGCUGGAGAGACUCAAUUACAUUGGCCCAGAAGAAUUUGUUCAGGCAUUUGUGCAGAAGGACCCUUUGGACAACGAUAAGAGUUGCUACAGUGAACGGAAGAAAACACGAAACUUAGAAGCUUACGUAGAAUGGUUCAAUCGUCUAAGCUACUUGGUUGCUACAGAAAUCUGCAUGCCUGUGAAGAAGAAACACCGAGCGAGGAUGAUUGAAUAUUUCAUCGACGUGGCGCGAGAGUGUUUCAACAUUGGAAACUUCAAUUCUUUGAUGGCAAUUAUCUCUGGUAUGAACAUGAGCCCGGUCUCGCGACUUAAGAAAACCUGGGCCAAAGUGAAGACUGCAAAGUUUGACAUUCUUGAGCAUCAGAUGGAUCCGUCAAGCAAUUUCUACAACUACAGAACAGCUCUCCGAGGGGCAGCACAGAGGUCCCUCACUGCUCACAGUAGCAGAGAGAAGAUUGUGAUACCAUUCUUCAGUCUCUUAAUCAAAGACAUUUAUUUCCUCAACGAGGGCUGUGUCAACCGGCUUCCAAAUGGCCAUGUCAAUUUCGAGAAAUUUUGGGAACUGGCCAAACAAGUGAGUGAAUUUAUGACAUGGAAACAGGUGGAGUGUCCGUUCGAGCGGGACCGGAAGGUCUUACAGUACCUGCUUUCAGCGCCCAUAUUCAGUGAAGAUGCUCUCUACUUGGCUUCAUAUGAGAGUGAAGGACCCGAAAAUAAUAUAGAGAAGGACAGAUGGAAGUCUUUAAGGUCCAGCCUUUUGGGCAGAGUUUAACAUCUGGAAAGUACUGCUGCUGCUGUUGCUGCUGCUACUGCUGAAUCAGACGGACCCCGGAGGGGGGCUGGCCUUUGAUUUCUGGCAUCCAGUACUAGGAACGGCCCCCCAGACCCUGCAAGGGAGCCCAGCUGUAGAUCAGAUGGGAAAUUCACUUCCCACAGCUGACAGAUUGACUCGGAUUUCUUUUGAGACUGAAAUCUUCACUGAAGACACUUGAGAAAGAAUCCUCUGAAAGUCCCGGCUCUGCGCAUGAUUCAUCUGCUGGAAUUUCCAUGUGAAUCACAGCUCUGCACCUGGAUGGACUUGUCUUUUGUUUGUUACUUUUUUUUUUUUUUUUUGGCCUGAACAUUUGCUGCUAAUGGAACUUACACAGCUGAGUGCUGGCUCUAUGGAAGCCCAUGCUUCUUUGUUAAUUUAAAUGAAAAAGCGAGAGGGGGAGGGGAACCCCUCUCAUCCACCCACCCCCAGUUUGGAUCCUGGACCUCAGCUUGAACAGUAUUCCUGUGAGGGCAAAGACUGGGCGGGGUUCUACUGCAGACAUCCCCCUUACCCAGUGCGGUAUUGUAAACACCCUCUCCUCCCCCACCCCCUCUUCCUCCAAGGCUUUGAGUUGGCUGCUGGCUAGCAAACUCCUUCUUACCCUUAUAAGUUAUUUAAUAUAAUAAUGAAGCGCAACACUGUGGUAGGAAAAUAGCCACUAAGGGGGAAAAAAGGCAGAGUUUGUCACUGUCGGACUGCCCACCCUGCAGGAAGGGUCACUGUUGCAUUGCCCAUCCUGCAGGAAGGGACCGUGUUUUCUUUACCCUUCUGAGCUGUUUACAGCUGACCACUGUGUCCUAUAGAUGUAUUUUUCAGUAGGUUUUGUUUUUGUUGUUGUUGUUAACUUAGUUUUCCAUGAUGCUGCCCCAUGCCCGUAAAUGUAAAUGCUAUGACUUUAAGGGUCUUGCGAGGAAAGAAUCCAUGACCUAACCACAGUCAUUUUUCCCUAACUUAUUUUUCAUUACCCUCUGGAGUCAGUUGGUGGCUAAACCUGUAAACAAGGAGUACAUUAAGAAAAUUUACCUUCCCCCCUCCUAGCAGUGACCAAAUGAAAACCAGGUUGCUGAUAACUCUGAUCAACCUUAACAUCUAAAUUAGGUCUGCAGUUGCUCUGCAGGCGGCCAUUAAGAUACUCUAGGAGAAACUUUAGAGUAGUGAUCCCCUAAUAGAAACGCACAAUGCCAAGUCCCAGCCAUGUUUGUUAACCCUUCUGACGCCAUCCCGAGAAUCAGCAUGUCUUCACUGUGCAUCAUCUCAAUGGACCUGACCUGUCUCCACGUCGUUCCUUCACAACAUCAAUACAUUUUCCGCUCUGCA